Molecule: messenger RNA, 393 nt
Organism: Trypanosoma brucei brucei TREU927
Lineage: Eukaryota; Euglenozoa; Kinetoplastea; Trypanosomatida; Trypanosomatidae
Exons: 1
Coding region: 1-393 (130 amino acids)
Source: RefSeq, a predicted model, not a curated record
AUGUUUUCCGGGAUUCCAUCGAGCCGCUGGCGCUUUCUCCCCCUUGCAGAGGGAUGGAGAGUAUGGGUCCAAACAGCGGAGAGCCGCGACUUUCCUUCACAACGCGGCCGUGCUCAAAUGAAGGGAAGCGGGAUCAUCCGUUGGCUGUCGGAUAUUGUCAGAGACUUCAUCCAGGUGCAUGGAUGCUGGUUGUCUGGAGGAGCUGGCGGAUGGGUUUGCCUAAAGGGCUGUUAUGUGAUUUUUUCCACUCGUUCCGCGGCUCGGCUCUGUCUCGUCCGUUGGAGGUUUCUGUGCCUUAGUAUUGGAAGAGCUCGUGUAGCUGUGAGACUAUGGAAGGUUAUUAUUAUUAUUAUUAAUUCGGUGGCUUCUCGUUUCACCCGUGUGUGGUGCUGA